Gallus gallus (chicken) is the source of this 11176-nucleotide messenger RNA. It is a transcript of the gene DMBT3, whose product is annotated as deleted in malignant brain tumors 1 protein-like. Gene Ontology annotation, cellular component: membrane. The coding region runs from base 968 to 6352 and encodes 1794 amino acids. The transcript is spliced from 31 exons. The record is from RefSeq and is a predicted model, not a curated record. Lineage: Eukaryota; Metazoa; Chordata; Aves; Galliformes; Phasianidae.
GGAGAAGUCUGUGGACACCCUCAUUCCAGUGUAGAUGCUUAGGAUAGUCGUGGAUGAAAGCCGAUUGAUCUCCUAUGUCCUUUCAGUUGUUUUCAUCUGAGCAUCACAAAAGCCAGAAUGUCUACAGAAACCUCCUAACAACAGGCAGCAGAACAUAAAAGUGUUUUCAAAGCCCUUUCACAGAGUAAUAUGCUGAGAAACACUUCAGCCUGACAGAAAAAGUCCUAGAAAGAAAAAACGCAUUAUUGCAAGAGACCUUCUACCCAAUGGGAAGGAUGAAAACACCCUCUUUAUGGUAUUUGACUGAAUUAAUUCAAUAUAAUUUGAGUGUAGUAGUUAUCUAUUUCUAAUGUGCAGAAUGUCUGAUGACUAAGAGCUCUAGAAAUACGUAGAUCUUUGGCAUCUGUCACAAAGAAUUAAUUAAUGAAGAAUGAAGCGAAAAAAUAAAUAAUCAAUGUUGUUCAUUUACCUGGACAGCUUAGUGGGUAUUUUUUCCAUUGAGCCGUAUGGGAAUCCCUUUAGUGUUCCCCUUCCUCCUACACCUUUUCAGUUAUUACAAGAGUUUGGAGAAUUGCUGUCCAUCACUUACUCUUGCUUCACUGAUUGCAGAGUUGGAUUGGUCAGCCAAAUGUACUGUAUUUUUUCUGCUUGCCAAAAUGUCAAAAACAGAAGAAUAUGAAUAGUGAGUACCAAGUGUCGGGUACAUUUCCUCAUUCAUAUGUGAACGUGGUUGUUUAGAUAAAAAAAAAUAUAUUUACUCUUCACUUAGGUUUGCUUUCAGGGCUUCCAACCUUAUCUUUGGCCUCUUGUAUUUUGCACUUCCUUCUUCCAUUCCAAUAAUGCUGGCCUUUGUGGAAAGACCUUCUAAGUCAUUCUUUUUCCCUUGGGCUCCUUGGAUGCAAUAGAUUUGUACGUUACAAUAACUGUGCCACAGAUUUUGACUGCUGAUAAUGCCAUUCAAACCUUGAUGGCUGUAAAGAAAAAGAGACCUAUGAAGCCACUCCCCCUCAGAAAUAGAGACUAUAUAUCCCGAUGGUUCUUUCCAUCAACAGCUCCUGAUGAGAUGGGUACCACCAAGAUAUUGAUGUGCUUCCUUUUGCUUGGUGCAGCAGUUCUGGAGGCCAGUCCAGGAAGACAUAUUCCAUAUAAAUCCCGUAAAAGAGGGAGAAGAGGAACCAGUCUCCACCUGGUCAAUGGAAGGCACAGAUGCGAGGGCCGUGUAGAGCUGUAUUAUGAAGGCCAGCUGGGGACAGUCUGUGAUGACCUCUGGGACCUCGCUGAUGCCCAGGUUGUGUGCAGGCAGCUGGGAUGUGGCCAGGCCAUUGCAGCUCCGGGCAGUGCUUACUUUGGCCACGGCUCAGGCAGCAUCCUGCUGGACGACGUGCGGUGCCAGGGAAAUGAGCUGGCCUUGCAGCAGUGCAGUCACAUUGGAUGGGGGAGACACAACUGCCGCCACCAUGAAGAUGCUGGUGUUGUCUGUUCAGAAUGGAACUCCACAGAACCCACUCCAUUGCCAGCAACGUGGCUGCCAGAGACAAGCUCCACGUUAGAAUCGACCCCUGUUAUACAGACCACUUCAUUACCACUGACAUCCACUCCGGAUUUGACAACUUCACGGUCAGCAACGUCUGCACCACAAACAACUCCUGCAACCUCCACAACACCAAUACCCAGCACAGGACUGAUAACAACCAGUGUGCCACAGACAGCUACCACAAUAGUCACAACAACCAUACCACACUCUAGCACUGCUCUGGAGACAAGUACUGAAAUGCCAACGACCUACGCAGCACAAAGCACCAUAAGGACAACAAGUGGAGUGCUGGAGACAAGCUUGCCCAUGGAUAUCAGCAUAGCAGGAACCGGUCUCCACCUGGUCAAUGGAAGGCACAGAUGCGAGGGCCGUGUAGAGCUGUAUUAUGAAGGCCAGCUGGGGACGGUCUGUGAUGACCUCUGGGACCUCGCUGAUGCCCAGGUUGUGUGCAGGCAGCUGGGAUGUGGCCAGGCCAUUGCAGCUCCGGGCAGUGCUUACUUUGGCCACGGCUCAGGCAGCAUCCUGCUGGACGACGUGCGGUGCCAAGGAAAUGAGCUGGCCUUGCAGCAGUGCAGUCACAUUGGAUGGGGGAGACACAACUGCCGCCACCAUGAAGAUGCUGGUGUUGUCUGUUCAGCUGUAGAUCCACCGAAUACGACGGACUGGCCCCCUUCAAUAGGACUGAGUGCCACAAUACCAUACCAUACAACAUCAGUCUCCCCCAUAGUGGAGACAAGUGCCUCAGUACCAGAGAUAUCGUUGGCAGAGACGAGCUCCCCAGUGGAGAUCAGCCCAGCAGGAACCGGUCUCCACCUGGUCAAUGGAAGGCACAGAUGCGAGGGCCGUGUAGAGCUGUAUUAUGAAGGCCAGCUGGGGACGGUCUGUGAUGACCUCUGGGACCUCACUGAUGCCCAGGUUGUGUGCAGGCAGCUGGGAUGUGGCCAGGCCAUUGCAGCUCCGGGCAGUGCUUACUUUGGCCACGGCUCAGGCAGCAUCCUGCUGGACGACGUGCGGUGCCAGGGAAAUGAGCUGGCCUUGCAGCAGUGCAGUCACAUUGGAUGGGGGAGACACAACUGCGGCCACUAUGAAGAUGCUGGUGUUGUCUGUUCAGGAGUGACCUCCACCACAGAGACAAGUGCCCCAGUAACAGAAAUAUUGUUGGCAGAGACGAGCUCCCCAGUGGAGAAUAACACUGCAGGCUCCCGUGUACGGCUGGCCAACGGCCGACAUGUCUGCGAGGGCCGCGUGGAGGUGCAGGACGGGCAGCGCUGGGGCACAGUGUGUGACGACUUUUGGAGCCUGAGGGACGCGCACGUGGUGUGCCGCCAGCUGGGCUGUGGGCCCGCCAUCACCGCCCCGGGCAGUGCUCACUUUGGUGCCGGCACAGGCCGCAUCCUGCUGGACAACGUGCAGUGCCGCGGGGAUGAGGCCUCCCUGCUGCACUGCCGGCAUGGCGGCUGGGCCGUGCACAACUGUAGGCACGCAGAGGAUGCCAGUGUCAUCUGUGCAGCUGCUGUGAGCACCCCAGUGCCAGUUGCAGCACCUUAUUCUUGCGGUGGCUUAAUUUCAAAUUCCUCUGGGAUGCUGCAGAGCCCAAACCACCCUGGAAGUUAUCCAAACAACGCUGACUGUGUGUGGGAAAUACAAGUACAGAAUAAUUUCCGUGUUAUGCUCACAUUUAGAGAUAUUGCGAUGCAGAGCAGCAGGUGCCAGUAUGACUACAUUGAAGUCUAUGAUGGGCCCCCACACUCCUCCCCCCUUCUUGGGAGAAUUUGUGCUGGUUCCUUUCUCACGUACACGUCAUCUUCAAACCUGAUGAGCGUUCGCUUUCACAGCGAUUCGAGAUACACAUCUAGAGGGUUUCAGGCCCACUACUCCUCCAUUCCAGCAGAUCACAACAUCGCCCUUAUGUGCUUGCCAGACUACAUGCAUGCAGUGGUGAGCAGGGACUACCUCCAGUCCCAGGGCUACUCUGCAGAGGGGGUCACGCUGAACGGCACUGGUUGUGAACCGACACUCACAUCCCGCGAGGUUGUGUUCAACAUUCCCUACAACAGAUGUGGGACGACACGAGAGGAAAACAAUGAUACAAUCAACUAUUCCAACAUGAUCAAAGUUAUCUCUUCUGGGCACAUAAUAAAGAGGAAAAAGGAUCUUCAGUUACAUAUCAGUUGCAAAAUGCUACAAAACACAUGGAUGCAAGUGAUGUAUGUUGCUGACGAUACUGUAGAUGUGAAUGAAAAUCAGUUUGGAAGAUAUGCUGUGAACAUUACGUUUUAUGAUUCCCCAUCAUUCUUGCGGCCAGUGCGUGACUCUCCAUACUACAUUGACUUGAACCAAAAUUUGUACCUUCAAGCUUACCUUCACAGCUCUGACCCAAACCUGAUGAUGUUUGUGGACACAUGUGUGGCAUCACCCGAUCCUCACGAUUUUAACACUCUGGCCUAUGAUAUAAUCAAGGAUGGAUGUGUCAGAGAUUCUUCCUAUACUACAUACUACUCCCCCUACAGCCACUUUGCUCGCUUCAAGUUUAACGCCUUCGAGUUCAUCAACCGCCACACAUCGGUCUACCUGCGGUGCGAGCUGGCGGUGUGCCGGCUGGGUGACUACUCCUCCCGCUGCUACCAGGGCUGCCUGAGCCGCUCCAAGAGAGAGGCAAGUUCUGCCCAGGAGAAAGUAGAUGUCAUUGUUGGACCGCUCAAGCUUCGAGAAGGAGAUGCUCAGAGCAGGAAUACUGGACUGGAUGUUUCCGUGCCUCCUCCCAACACGGUUUCCGUUGCGGGUAACGUGCUCGGGCCUCUCACUGCUGCUGUUGCCAUCCUGGCCAUCGUUGUCUUCGUUCUUGCUGGCUUUCUUCUGAGGCCUGCAAUGAAGAAACCACUUUUACAGAGGUUAAUGUGCUCAGACAUCUUGACUGUGAAGACCCAGAUGCAGGAGGACAGCCAAAACCUGCUGCUCCCCUUCCUCUUUGAGCUCCUGGGCAGCCUAGGAAGUGCGUUUUUGGAAGCUGACCCUGUGCGUCUCAGUUACAUGCUUAUAAAUUCUGAACCUGGUUUUAUCAGCACGAUAGGGAUCCCAGACAAAAUGGGUGGCACGCUGGCCAUCAUGUGGAUGCUACUGCUGCUUGGAGGGCGUCUGCAGGGGUCAGAACCAACCCUGAGGCUAGUGAAUGGGCAGAACAGAUGCCAGGGCCGCGUUGAAAUAUUUUACAAUGGAGCAUGGGGAACUGUCUGUGAUGACUCCUGGGACAUAGACGAUGCCAACGUGGUCUGCGUUCAGCUCGGGUGUGGACGGGCCACUGGUGCCGUGGGGGCAGCCCAGUUUGGUGAGGGCACAGGAGACAUCCUGCUGGAUGAAGUGCAGUGCCAAGGGAACGAGGUUCUCCUCUGGCAGUGCUCCCAUGAUGGAUGGCUCAACAGCAACUGCCUUCAUCAGGAAGAUGCCGGUGUCAUCUGUGCAGGUUCUUUGAUGUCUGAAAUUCCUGACACGUCCCUGAGGCUGGUGAACGGGAGGAACCGAUGCGAGGGCCGUGUCGAAGUCCAUUACCAGGGCAACUGGGGCACUGUCUGCGAUGACUCCUGGGACCUGCAGGAUGCCCAGGUGGUGUGCAGCCAGCUGGGCUGCGGCAGGGCUGUUACUGCACUAGGAAAUGCCAACUUUAGCCAAGGCUCAGGAGAGAUCCUCCUUGACGACGUGCAGUGCAGAGGGAAUGAGGCCUACCUCUGGGAGUGCCCCAGCAGAGGGUGGGCAGUCCAUAACUGCGCACACGUGGAAGACGCCGGUGUUGUUUGCUCAGCUUCCACAGGAUCUGAAGUGACAGACAUGUCAGUGAGGUUGGUGAAUGGAUGGAACCAGUGUGAAGGGCGUGUUGAAAUCCUUUACAAAGGAGCCUGGGGGACCAUUUGUGAUGAUUCCUGGGAUAUAAAUGAUGCAGACGUUGUCUGUAACCAGCAGGCUUGUGGACAUGCUGUAUCAUCUUCAGGAAAUGUCACCUUUACUCACGGCCCGAGAUAUAUUGUCAUGGAUGAUGUGCAGUGCAGAGGGAAUGAGAACUACCUGUGGGAAUGUUCUCACAGGGGGUGGUGUAGAGAGGAGUGUGACAGCCGGCGCGAUGCCAGCGUCAUUUGCUCAGCUUCUACUGGAACUGAAAUACCUGAGGUGUCCAUGAGGCUGAUAAAUGGCAGAAACAGAUGCGAAGGGCGGGUCGAAGUCUACUAUAAGGGAAGCUGGGGGACCGUAUGUGACGAUUUCUGGGACAUAAAUGAUGUGCAGGUCGUGUGCAGGCAGCUGGGAUGUGGAGAUGCUCUCUCUGCACUGGGAAAAGCACAUUUCAAUCCAGGGGCAGGGGACAUUUUCCUGGAUGAUGUGCAGUGCCAUGGAAAUGAAUCCUACCUGUGGGAAUGCUCUCACAGAGGAUGGGCCACACAUAACUGCAGGCACAGAGAAGAUGCCGGUGUGCGUUGCUCAGCUUCCAGGGGAGGCAGAACACCUGAAGUAGCUCUGCGCCUGGAGAAUGGUGGCAACCGAUGUGAGGGCCGUGUAGAAAUGUUUUACAGAGGACAGUGGGGAACAGUCUGUGAUGAUCGGUGGGACAUCGAGGAUGCUCGUGUUGUCUGCAGACAGCUGGGCUGUGGGCAGCCCAUCUCAGCACCAGGAGAUGCCCAGUUUGGGGAAGGCUCUGGGGUUAUUUUCCUGGAUGAGGUGCAGUGCAAAGGGAAUGAAGCUUAUGUAUGGGAAUGCUCCCACAGCGGUUGGUCAAGACACAACUGUGGCCACAAUGAAGAUGCCAGUGUUGUCUGUUCAGGGCCUGCAGCAUAAGCAGAGGAAAUAAAGAUGUGCAUUACCUUUAAGGCUGGUAAACUGCUGAGGCAUUAUCAUAAAUAAGCAAUAAACGCUUUCACUGCAUGACAUUGCUUACUGCUCAUCCUUCUUUUCUCCAUACCAAGACUCUAAUUGCAUUAUUUGUCCAAAAUGUCACAGUUAAACAGGAUAUCUGCUUUUCCACACAGUGUUUGUGGAAAGGAAAGCCAUCCCUUGCCAAUCUCUCACCCAACACACCUCCUUGGGGUGUGUGGGGCAGGAGAAGGUGGCACUCCAAGAUGUCCCACUGAAGCACACCUUGUUGAUCCCUUAAUAGGUCCUGUACCUACUUUGACUUUGUUAGUGUAGCUUCACGUGUGCAAGAUUGCACUGUGGAAAAAAAUAAAAAAGCCAUCAGUUUACAAACAAAAACAAUCUGUAUACCUGCUUUAUGUGUGAUUUUUCCUUUCACGUCCCAGUCACUCAUGCAGGAAGGAAAACAUUCCUAGUUAAUCAAUGUAGUUAGCUUGAUUGUUAUUAUUAUUUUUUCUAUUUAUUAAUUAAUCUUUCUUAUGUUGUUAAUUGUUCAUUUCAUUAUCUUCAAUUAGUAACUAAUAAAGCAAAGUUAGAAUCAUAGAAUCAUAGAAUCACCACGGCUGGAAAAGACCUCCAAGAUCCUCCAAGGGGCACUGGUGAUACUCUACGUGAUUAAACGAUGGCACUUGCUGAGAUAGAAGGGAUUUUCUCCGAAGCUGAGAAAGAUGUUGAGAAAACUUUAUCAAGGUUAUACCGUGUAAACAUCAAAAGAAGGAAAAACAGCAAGAAUGUGGCACAUGCCAAGAUAAGUAGCCCAUGUUGACAAGGAGUGCUAGCCAAUUAAGUUAUCUGGGUAACAGGAUUAAAUGACCUGUAGUUCUGCAUGUAGAGCCAAGACCAUUGGUACCCAUUUACAUUGGCACAGCCUUCAUCUCUGACAAAGGUUUUCUCUCACAGGAUUCACAGGGGUUGAUGAGGGGCUUCCAGAUACUGGAUGGCAACAACUUUCUUUCAACACAACAUCUCUGGGAGCAGGAAGCUGUACCCAGCACUCACUACUCAGUUUUGUGUACAGAAGAGGGCUUCCCAUGUAAAAGUCCCACUUUGCUUUAUGAAGAGAUUUGACAUAACUGUGGAGAACCCACUUGAAGGUUGUAUUGUCAAGGAUGUGGUUUAUUUCAACCUGGCUUUGCCAUUUUCUCUAGACAUUCUUUAGUGCACAAAAUGCAUUUCAGAACUUGCUGCAGUUGAAUUUAGCAGAAUGGCUGGCAGAGAGGAAACGUGAAAAAUGAAAGAACUGAAAAUCUUUCCUUACGUUCUUUCCGCAGAGUAAUGUGCAGCAAAACACAGGCAAGUUCUGCACACUCACCUGCUACACGUUUUCACCCUCAGCUAGAAGCAGCAACAAGCCACAGGCUUACACAGCAGCCACAUCCCCAGGCUGACUGAAGUCAAGGACCAGUACAUGGCAAUGGCUAUGGCAGCAUUCAAGUGGCAAUAUUGCAUGGCAUUUCAGUAAAUUCUUUCUGUUUCACUGCUGUUAAUUUGCAAGUAAUCUGCAAUGACCCAAAAAUGUAUUGACACGACCCACAACAAAUGUAGACCCAUGCAUCAUACUACGGGUUGACACACCAGUGUUUUCUUUAUCAGGGAAGAAGACAUACAGUUAAAUAUUUGUACAAAAAACACAUGGCUAGGAGAAACACCAACAGUGCUAGUUAAUCUGUCACAGAUAUGUCAGUAAGGUAAAUUCCUUACAAAUAUUGGUUAUGAGAGCUAUGACGUGUUGCGGUUUACAAUGCCACUAAGAUGCUGAAAGGGAAGAUGAAACGGGAGCUGCCUCAGGACGGCCAGGUUCUCCAAAAUGCCCUCUGACUUUGGCGGACAAGGAAUGCAAACAACCUACCUGCAGUCUGUAGCUGUCUCAUGCAUCAUUUAUUUUGCCCUCUGCUUACUUGUUAUGGUAUUUGCUACUGUUAAGGCCUCUAGGGACCCUAUGGAAGAUCUGUGUCGUCAGGUCAUGUUAUCCCAUAACACAUUCACUCGUCAAGGACAGUGCCUCGCUGCCCUCCAGUGGUAGCAGCCUCACAGCUGUAGCUCUGCAUUGUCAAUUUGCUUGUAGCCCCUCAAGCUCCAUCUUUAUGGAGUGCAUAGCACUACAGAUUUCCAUGAGAAUUGGAUGUAGUUUGAAAAAGCUGGAAGAAGCUUUGCAGGGAGGAGUAGGUGCAGCAAAGCGCCAGCGCUCUGCAAGGAGAGCUUAACAUCCACCCUCCAGUGUAAACCUAUUUCACCGUAGACAAAUACUCUUUGUUUUCAGAGUGAAUUUUGAUAGAUUUCUUUAAGGAGAUUUUCUGGGAAACAGCAUUGCAAUUCCAAGACUACAGAGGUCAGCCCUACUGUCAUCACUGCUGCUUCCUGCCAUGCAGGAUUAGUUUGCUUGCUUAGCUUUGGACUGAAGACUCACCACCUCCUCUUUAAUGGUGCCUUCGAUGUCCGUGAUGACAAGAGCUGCAAUGUUUAAUGUGGAGGCUGGCCACUCUUUCUCACCAAACACUAUGGAUUAGCUGUACAGAUCUGCUGCCCUUGCUCUCAUCUAUACCUACCACCACUGCUCCUCAGAUAGGGUACAAAACAGCCUGCAGUGAGAUCCAGUUUCACCAGGCAAGAGUGGGGAUGUGGAGCCUUUGGCCCUCUGCUGGGACCAAUGGCUCCUUUGCAAUCUGUUUUGUGAAGGAGAUUGAGGUAUGCUGAAAAAGAGAACCUUGAGGUUCUUCCAUGUUCUAUUUGUUGCCAAAAUUUAUUUUCAUUCAAAAGUGAGACAUGUUUGUAUAAAACAACUUAAUUGCUAUUAGGAAAGAAAACUGUUACAUACUGUACCAGGCCCAGCUUACAGCUGUUUGGAUAGAAAUAUUGAUAAGGAUCUACUAUAAACCCAUUUAGUCACUUCAGGAAAUGGCAACAGAGUUCAAGUAAUCCACACACACGGAACUGGGAGUUUAAACAUUUGACAUGACUGGUUUUGCUGAAGAAGGUAUUAGAAUGUAAGAACAUAGAUGUUUGGAUAGGCACAAUAUGUCACAGUGUGUUGAGAAAAUAAGAAAAGGCCUCAUGGAACAAAUGAAUUGAUGUUCGUUUUGAAAUCUGCUAAGAACCUUUAGUUUUGCUUUUUCCCUCUCUCUAGCUGAGACCCAGCUACUCCCUGUCAGUGCUUAAUGAGGCAGAGCUGGAGGCAUCCUUUGGGGUAUCAGCAGCCACAGUGUUUUGUCACCAUCACCUCAUGCCAGGGAGAAAUCUGUGGCUGAAGGGGUCGUGUUGGAUUCAUGGCUUUGUGAGAUGCAAAUCUUCUCCAGUUGUACGGUAUGGCCCUUCUAGGUGGGACUUUUUCAUGCAAAGCACCUUAUCUAAAAAGAUAUCUUGAAAGCUAAUGGUUAUCAAUAACCUCCAGCACAAUUUGUGGUAUAUUUCCUCUUCACAAUGAUUUUCUUUCAUGCUUUCUCGUAGUCCUUUAAUUUCUGCUAACACUGUCAUAUCUUUUGACUCUCCUCCUAUGAUCUGCUAUCUGUUACCAGCAGAAUAAAAACCUAUUGCUAGUUUUUCCCCUUCAGCUGACAAUUGCUUUGUGCCUCAAUUCUUUUGGAUCUCAGAGAUCCAAAAGCAUGCCUCAUAUUUCUCAAUAAUUCCAUAGUUAUGAAGGACAUACCACACAGGACUGUCAUAUAGCAUGUGUACUUGUCCUUUGAAGGAGAAAAUUUCAGACUAGUUUGUUCAGGAACACACCAGCUGUGAAACUGGUAGAUGGAGAAUGGGGAGUAAGCUGUCAGUAGACUCUACUGGUCUUCCCCAGGGCGGUGCAUGGCAGUGGGUCAUGCCACUCUGACUUUACAUACAGAUUCUUUGACUUGUACAGUUUUAGCUUUAUUUAACACCUUCUGGCCCUAUCCUACUCCAUUUCCUUGGCUGCUGUAGUUCAGCACUUGCCAUGCUAACUUACCCCCAGGAGAGUUCUUCCCACCCAAUUAUACCUUGGUCAUAUAGCUGUUUCAUUGCUCUGUAGGCUGCAAGUGAGAAAAGAGCUGACUGCAGAUCAGGAGAAUGACGGAGGGAUCUAGUUCCAGGUUGAGCAGGAGGGAUACAAAGAAGUGUAGAAAAUCCUUUUUGUAGGAAUAAUGUCUAGUGAUCAGAGAUAAUUUGCUUGAGACUUUUCUGAAAUCUUUUGGAUGCUAAUCUUCUGACACAUAUCUUGGCACAGCUGUAUGUUGGAAGCACAGUUAUACAUUGGAAACUCUCUUAACUGAUGGUACGAAAAACCUUACCAAACAGCCUAAUCUCCAAACAUAAAUCUUUGCUUCCUGGAAAAAAAAAAAAACAAACCAACCCACACCAACACAGAGCUACUGAAGUGCCAGGGGAGUGUUUGGGAAGAUCUCGGUAGACAGUCCGGAACAGUGGUGUGAUCGGGAUCUACUCAUCCGGAUGUCUGGAUAUACCCUGUAAAAUGAAAAUACUUGGUAAAUCAUUUCUUUGGCAUGGAUCUGGAAUUUGAAGAAGAGAGAUCAAAUUGCAAAGCACACACCUCUGGUGGAGACCAGAACUCAUUUAGUAUAAAUUCUCAAUCUUCACUGGUUUAGAACAGAUAACCACAAUGAAAAUGGACCUUCAAGUGAGUCUCACUUGGAUGCUUCUGCUAAGUACUUCUCUCCUAUGUGAACCAGCAAAUGGUUUCUGGUGGCAGUCAACAGAAGACAGUGAAGGUUCAGCCUCACCAUGGGCCAAAUUCGUAGAAUGGCUUAAGAAGACAAUUCAACC